AUGUUGCUCAACGAGUGUCUUGGUGGGCUGGCCAGUUUCUUGUCAAGAGCAGAUAAGGGGAGAGACUUUCAUCUGUCACUACGUGUUCCCCCUUUCUAUGAUGAUGACGGUUCUCUGGUUGGGAUCAUUUCUAUCACAAGUCAAACAGCAGGGUAUAUGAACCCGAGAACCACUUCCCGGCGCAAGAAGAUGAAACGAGCUCUAUCCCUGCAAGGACUAGUUUUGCCUCAUCCGAUACAAUUUGCUAUCGCAUCAAAGUUGAGCAACAAGGUCAGGUCGAAAAUGCGAGCAGGUGAUACUAGUGUCACACUCUCUGAGGGUGGCAGUGGGGACAGUCAUCAUGGUGUCUUCGGUGCUACUCUCUCUGACCACAGGGACGAUGCAGCAUCAAGUGGUGCCACCACACCAAGAGGGGAUAUUAUCCACGCUCCAUUUGUUGUAUUCACAUGUAACGGUGAAAGGCCCUUCAAAGACUCAAGUGAUGGAAAGUAUGCAAUUCAGAAGGUUUUCACCUCAAAAGCUGAAGAAUGGAUGGCCUAUGGUGUUACGCCUGAAAGCAAUAACGAGGAUUCUAGUAUGUGGUCUUCCUCUAUAAAUGCGUACUGCUUGGAAUAUGAUCUUUUAUGGGACGAUUUGACAAUCGGACAACACAUUGGACAAGGUUCACGCGGAACUGUCUAUCACGGUCUCUGGUUUGGAUCUGAUCUAGCUGUAAAAUUGUUCUCCAAACAAGAAUGCUCAGAGGAGGUCAUGCAAUCUUUUAGACAAGAGUGGAAGUCUCUUCCAUCUACUGCAGAGAAGUACGCCAGAGGUGGAUUGGAGACGGCGUAUCCAGAUUGCCUUGGACAUUGUGAGUAUUGGGUUACACGUUUGUUCAUUAGACAUCGACAAUGGGUGGAGCCAUGCUUUGCCGGUGUGCUAAUGUGUCAAUCAUCCAACGAGGCAUAUGACGGGGAAGAUGUCAGUUCUCUCCAAUGGUUUAAAAGUAGCGGUGAAGUGCAUGGAAUACGCAGUCCAAGUAGAGACAUACAGACACUCUAUGAAGCCAAAAACCUCGUCGUCAACGUAGAUUGGAGCUCUCCUCUUGGACCUUGUCGCUGGAAGUGGAAUGUUCACUAA
Molecule: messenger RNA, 1119 nt
Organism: Arabis nemorensis
Lineage: Eukaryota; Viridiplantae; Streptophyta; Magnoliopsida; Brassicales; Brassicaceae
Source: the annotation of a GenBank genome assembly